Cryphonectria parasitica EP155 is the source of this 1074-nucleotide messenger RNA. RefSeq names its product L30e-like protein. The record is from RefSeq and is a predicted model, not a curated record. Gene Ontology annotation, cellular component: ribonucleoprotein complex. The transcript is spliced from 4 exons. NCBI's taxonomy places the organism in Eukaryota, Fungi, Ascomycota, Sordariomycetes, Diaporthales, Cryphonectriaceae. Bases 56 to 841 code for a protein of 261 amino acids. Gene Ontology annotation, biological process: ribosome biogenesis.
ACUGCUUCUCUCAAGGGUCAACGACAAGCAAUCGCCCAACCAACAACCUGUCAAAAUGCCUCCCAAGUCCGGUAAGAAGGCGGCCCCCGCGCCCUUCCCCCAGUCCAAGGCUGGCAAGAAGGCCCCCAAGAACCCUCUCAUCGAGAAGCGUCCCCGCAACUUCGGUAUCGGCCAGGACAUCCAGCCCAAGCGCAAUGUCUCCCGCAUGGUGAAGUGGCCCGAGUAUGUCCGCCUCCAGCGCCAAAAGAAGAUCCUCAACAUGCGCCUCAAGGUGCCUCCUGCGAUCGCCCAGUUCCAGCAGGUCCUCGACAAGAACACCGCUGCCCAGGCUUUCAAGCUCCUCAACAAGUACCGCCCUGAGACCAAGACGGAGAAGAAGGAGCGUCUGCUGAAGGAGGCCACCGCCAUCAAGGAGGGCAAGAAGAAGGAGGAUGUCUCCAAGAAGCCCUACGCCGCCAAGUACGGUCUCAACCACGUCGUUGGCCUGAUCGAGAACAAGAAGGCUUCCCUGGUCCUCAUCCCCAACGAUGUUGACCCCAUUGAGCUGGUCAUCUUCCUGCCUGCUCUCUGCCGCAAGAUGGGUGUCCCCUACGCCAUCGUCAAGGGCAAGGCUCGUCUGGGCACUGUCGUCCACAAGAAGACCGCCGCUGUUCUGGCCAUCACCGAGGUUCGCUCCGAGGACAAGAGCGAGCUGUCCAAGCUCGUCUCUGCCAUCAAGGACGGCUACAUGGCCAACACCGAGAACUCCCGCCGCCAGUGGGGUGGUGGUAUCAUGGGUGACAAGGCCAACAAGCGCACGGAGAAGAAGAGGAAGGCUCUCGAGUCUGCCAUCAAGGUCUAAGCAUCUUGCGCGAGGUCUGGUUUCAUUCAAUGGGAUAGCAUGGUUGGCCCAGGGUUCUCACCUUUUUUUUUUUUGUGUGAUGGUCACGGCGUACGGGAAAAUACCAAAACGGUUAUGGAUGACACAAUGGAAACUGCUUGAUCUGGACAACAUUCUCGGUCGCAUUUGUAUUGUGUGACAUUGCCGCCGAGUAGCCAGGCCCACUCAUGAAUACGACUCUCGAGAUGAAAAGG